AUGGGGCCGUCGGGGCCCGCGCUCCUGCUGCUGGGCCUGGGCUACCUCCUCGCCGCCCCCGAGCCCGACGGGUGGGGCUUCUCCCGGUCCGAAGUGGUCAUCCCCCGGAGGCUGACCCCCCGCCGCGGGGAGGCCCAGGAGCCCGGCCGGCUGUCCUACCUGCUGCCCCUCGACGGCCGGACGCACGUGCUGCACCUGCGGCCCAAGCAGCUGCUGCUGCCCCGCCGCCUGCCCGUCUUCACCUUCACGGCCCGGGGCGAGCUGGUGGAGGAGCAGCCCCCCGUGCCCCACGACUGCUACUACCGCGGGGCCGUGGAGGGCGCCCCGGAUUCCCUGGCCACCUUCAGCACCUGCUUCCGGGGGCUCUGGGGGAUGCUGCAGCUGCACGGCUGCCUCUACCAGGUGGAGCCCCUGCCGGCCUCCGCCACCUUCGAGCACCGGGUGUCCCGGCUGGUCGACCGGCCGCCGGGCAACCUGACCUGCGGCCUCACCGACGAGGAGAUCGCCCGCCAGGCGGCCCAGUUCCGGCCGCCGGCCUCUUCCCGUCAGAUCGACUGGCACGACUCCUACAUACACCCCAAGUACAUGGAGUUGGCCGUGGCGGUGGACAACGCCAGGUACAAAUUCAGGAAAAGCAACUUAUCCGCAGUCAUCCAGGACACCAUUGUCCUGGUGAAUUUUGCAGACUCACACUUUCAGGAGCUGAAAGCUCGAAUCGUUUUGAAAGCCGUGGAGGUCUGGACAGACCGUGACAAAGUGAAUACUAAGCAUUCAAAGUUAGCUCGUUUACUUAAUGAUUUUUCACGCUACCAGCUAAAUGACAUAUAUCCUCGUAUCCGACAUGACUUUUCACAUUUGUUUGUGUCCAAGGCUUUUGGCAAUUUAACAGGGUUGGCCAGUAACGGUGGCGCCUGUAAUGCAAGUCGCAUGGCAUCUGUAUCUAGUCUGCAAGGCAACUCGCUGCUUGGUCCUGCACUGUGGUUCACUCACGAAUUGGGACAUGGCUGCGGCAUGAACCACGAUGGUCGCUAUUGUCAGUGCAAAGGAACAUCAUGUAUUAUGGAGAACACUGGCGUCCGGAGUGGUGGUUUCAGUAACUGUAGCUUCAAUCGUUUUUUCACCUUCACAAGCCAGUUAUUUGCCUCCUGUCUCAAUAAUAUUCCAGAGCAGUUUUCGGUAGUAGAGAUAUGUGGUAACAAAGUGGUGGACCGGGGAGAAGGCUGUGACUGUGGAUCAGAGGAGGAGUGUGAGAAAGAUGCCUGUUGCCUGUCAAACUGCACAUUGAGCCCCGGGGCGGAGUGCACUUCUGAACUGUGCUGCAAAGGAUGCCAAUUUGUUCCAGCAACAACGGUCUGUAGGCCGAAGCAAACUGAAUGUGACCUCGAUGAGUUCUGUAAUGGGACCUCAAGUAUGUGCCCAGAAGAUGUGUACAAGCAGGACGGGACCCCUUGUAGUAACGGCGCCGUCUGUUACCGUGGGGGUUGUAGUUCCCACCUUCGGCAGUGCAGAGCCCUUUUUGGUAAAGAAGCCGUGGAUGCUCCGUUAUUGUGUUAUGAGGAGGUGAAUGGAUAUGUUGACCGAUUUGGGAACUGUGGGUUAGAGCAAAACCUUUAUAAAGAAUGUGCAACACGUGAUAUGUUGUGUGGAAGAGUGCAGUGUGUCAAUGUGAAGACCAUUCCUUCUAUGCCGGACCAUACGUCAGUCAUUCAAACUCAUGUGAAAGACGGCAAUACCAUGUGCUGGGGGACGGACUACCAUGAAGCAAUGCACACACUGAGAAUCCCUGAUAUCGGGGACGUCGAAGACGGCACCUUCUGCGGACCUGGCCUGAUAUGCAUUAACAGGACCUGCCUCGAUGUGUCUCUCCUCAGUUAUGACUGCGAACCUCAAAAGUGUAACCAUCGAGGGGUGUGUAACAGCAAGAAAAACUGCCACUGCAAAUAUGGCUGGGCCCCUCCGUUCUGUGAGACUCCAGGGGAUGGAGGGAGCAUUGACAGUGGGCCUCCAGGCAAACCGAUUGUUACAAGGAUAUUUCAAGUUUGGCCCAUUUUCAUUCUCCGGGUCAUCCUUUUUGUUGCCUCCUUGAUCCUGGCCACCCCGAAGUGUAUAACACUAUGUAAAAAAUUAUCAUUCUCAAAAAUAAAGACAGUAAGAAUAAAAUUUCCAAAAUUUACCAAAUUUCCAAAAUUUACCAAAUUUCCAAAAUUUACCAUAUUUAAAAGGGAUGCAAAAAAUUAGGGAUAAGGAAAAAAUGUCUGGAUGUUUGUUUUCUAUGCAAGCUUCAAAGAUACUGCCAGAGGCCCUUUUGCUGAAAGCAAAACUGUUACUUCCAGGGUGAACAUAUUCAUUGAUUUUUGUUUUCAGGGCACUAAGGAGCCAUGUUCUCAACUGGAAAAUAAA
Molecule: messenger RNA, 2400 nt
Organism: Tachyglossus aculeatus (Australian echidna)
Lineage: Eukaryota; Metazoa; Chordata; Mammalia; Monotremata; Tachyglossidae
Product: disintegrin and metalloproteinase domain-containing protein 30-like
Exons: 1
Coding region: 1-2238 (745 amino acids)
Biological process (GO): male gonad development; proteolysis
Cellular component (GO): plasma membrane; sperm head plasma membrane; external side of plasma membrane
Molecular function (GO): metalloendopeptidase activity
Source: RefSeq, a predicted model, not a curated record